Entrophospora candida is the source of this 685-nucleotide messenger RNA. The record is from the annotation of a GenBank genome assembly. NCBI's taxonomy places the organism in Eukaryota, Fungi, Glomeromycota, Glomeromycetes, Entrophosporales, Entrophosporaceae.
AUUUGCUGUUUCAGUUGGACGUUGUACUAGAGGUCUUUUUAUGAGAUUAUUAUUCUUGGAAAAAGAUUUAUCUGAUCAACUUGGUGUUGAUGCAUUUGUCCUAAUUGACACUGAAGGUCUUGGUGCACCAGAAAAGAUGAAUGAUCCAGAAUCAGAAAAGAAGGAUCGAAUAUUAGCAACUUUUGCAAUGGGCGUGAGCAAUUUAACAAUUCUCAAUGUACUUGGAGAAUCAAUGCGGGACUUGACUGAGAUUUUGCAAAUAGCAAUUGUAACAAUGGCACGCCUUGAAGAAGCUGGAAUAGCUCCUGAUAUUAUGAUGGUACAGCAUGUUUCUGAACGAAAUGCUGCAAGACUGUCUGAGCCAGAAGAAAAAUUUCGGGCAGCUCUUCAAGAAGCUUUGAAAAUAGCUAAAGAACAAGACAUUGAGAUGGGGAUAUUUAAUAUAGACUGUCUUCAAAUUCUUGAUGAGAGAAUAAAAAAAGGCCAGCUUCUUAAACAAUUCCGACCAUUUAAAAAUGGUGCAACUGCCUAUGCUCCACCAUCAGUGCAAUACCAUGAAGAUGUUGUUAAUUUAUACAAUUCUAUAAUCAAUGAUUGUAAGAAUUCACAAAGUAAAAUGGAAUUUUCAAAGUGGCAUUCACUAAUUCAAGAUUAUUGGAAUGCAGUUUCUCAUGAGGACUUUGCU